AUGGAGACGGCGCUGGGACAGCGAGAGCUGUUGCUGCUGCUGACGCUGGCCGCCGCGCUGCUGGGCCCGGCCGCGCCGCUGCAGCUGGGCCAGGAAACAAUUAGAGUCAAUGUUCUGCUGUUGAAAACCAAUGGAGAGUUGCACAAAGGACAGGUUGUUUUUAACAUCAGCUAUGUUAAUGGACAGGUGUAUCUAAAUGAUUUUCCUAUGAAAAGCGGGGUUGCCCACAUAACAUGUCAAACAGUCAUAUUGGAGAAUGGAGACUGGGAUAGCUUACCAGAUCAGCGUCUGGGAACCGUCAGUGUUCGCAUCAUGGUUCAUGAGUGGCCUUUGGCAUCCAGUUCUGAUUUACAGUUGAUUGUCAUUCAGGAAGAAGUGACAGAAAUCGAUGGAAAACAGGUUCAGCAGGAAGAAGUAACAGAAAUAGAUAUUUUAGUAAAGGACAUGAGAGUACUUAGACAUUUAAACUACACUGUUCCUUUGAAAGAGAGCAUGCUGUAUUCCAUCCCAAGAGACAAUGACAUCUUAUUCACACUUCCCAGCCCCUCAGGAAAAGAUAAUCAAGAUCCACUGCAAACUACUAGUCAGUACCUCAUCCAGCAAGCAGAAACUACAGUAGAUGAAGAGACAUUACCUGGGAAGUUACCAGAGACCCCUCUUAGGAUAGAACCUCCAUCUUCUUACAAGGUGAUGUGCCAGUGGGUGGAAGACUUGAGAAAAGGGUUGUGCAAAUUCUGGUUUCGAUCUUUACCUAUUUUCUUUAGUUUGAUGGAAGUCACUGUAGUUGGAGUUGUUGGAGCAGCUUUUAUUCUACAAGCCUUAAAGGUGAUUUUCCCUUCCUGUGAAAACAAAGGCAUCCUUCUCCUGGAUCAAGUCAGCUUUGUACCUGUAGUUACCAUCAGCUUGCCUUCAGACCUUCCAGACAGGAAAAAUAAUUUAAAUGAGAAAGUAUGUACUUAA
Indicator indicator is the source of this 960-nucleotide messenger RNA. RefSeq names its product glycosylated integral membrane protein 1 (gene GINM1). NCBI's taxonomy places the organism in Eukaryota, Metazoa, Chordata, Aves, Piciformes, Indicatoridae. Bases 1 to 960 code for a protein of 319 amino acids. The transcript has 8 exons. The record is from RefSeq and is a predicted model, not a curated record.